CCCUUGGGAAGGGGAGAGGGCAGUGGUAAAAAUAACCCCUGGGCUGUUUCCAGCCUGUUGUGGCUUCCUGCAAUUUACAGCCCUUCCUGGGGGGGAAGAGGAGGCAGGAACAGGCCUGGCUUGGGGCUGGCUUUGACCCUUUCACCACCAGUAGAGAAGGUGCCAGAAGGACCCUUCCUCCUUCCUUCUCCCUCGCUGACUGGGGCAGGAUCUGGGGAAGGGGAUUGUGGUGGGCUCCUGAGCUGCCCCCAGCAUCUUGGGGUGGAUGUAGAAGGAGAAGCUACUGGAGUAGACAUGGUUUCCCUGUCCCAUUCCUGAUGUCCUGUGUGCUGGGAGGACAGAGAGACUCAGUCCUGCCUGGGAGAAGGCAGGGAUCUCUGCUGUAGACCCUGAAAUCCUGGCCAGGCUCCCAUGAGGAGGAGGAGAGCUGGUGAAGGGACAAAUUCAGGAGCCAAGUGAAGCUUUGGGAGCCUCCCCAGCCACAGCACCGGACCCCCCCACAGCCACCUGGGGAGGGAUAGAGCAACCAGGGGUGCUAUUUCAGGGUUGGGGGCAAUGGUGCCCCUGGGCAGCCCCCCUCUCGCCGUCUGUGCCUCCAGCAACCUGCGCCUUGUGACCCCUGGCCGUGGCUCCCCCUUGGCCUGGCUGAACCGGGGCCCCGAGUGCCCACGGGAGUCCGGGGGCAGUGGGGGCCGGGUGCCCAGCGCCGUGGAGCGGCUGGAGGCUGACAAAGCCAAAUACGUCAAAUCCCAGCAAGUCAUCAACAGCCGGCAGGAGCCGGCGCUGCGGGGCUGCUCACCACGGCUCUCCCCCCGCGGCUGGCGCCUCCUCGCUCGUCAGCAGUGUAGCGAGUUGUGUCAGGGCUCAGAGCUGGGCCGGGAGGGCCCCCGGAAGCUUCCAUGUCCCCAGUCCCCCGUGUCACGCCGGGCUGGUGGCAGGCGCCUGCUGAGACCCGACUCUCUCAUCAUCUACCGGCAGAAACGAGACUGCCCUGGAGGGGACAAGGAGAACGCCAAGGGCUCUGGGCUGGUGCGACGCCUCUUCCAGGGACCCCUCAGAGACAAGCCCCCCAGUUCCCCCCCAGCCAGGGGGCUGAAUGAGGAGCUGCCAGCCCCGCAGAGCCCUGAGACCCCCAUGCUGUGGGUGCCCGCGGAGAAGGAGGAGGUGAGGACACCGGGUGCUGGCAGCGGCAGUGGCAGUGGUGGCAUCUUCCCUCUGCCCAGCAGCCCGGCGCAGUCCCCCCGGCCCCCCGGCAAGCAGGCGCUGGCUCUGCGCGUCUCCCUGCCGCUCUCGGAGCAGGAGCGGUUCUUCAACUACUGCGGGCUGGACCGGGCGCUGGUGGAGCUGCUAGGGCAGGAGCGGUUUGGGCCAGCGGGCUGGGACAAUGCCUCGGCUCGGCUCCCCGGAUCCUGCGAAUCUGAGCCCGGGCAGGCGUCAGGGUGCAGCGAGGUGGAUGCGGGGCCAGGUGAGGAAGAGCCGGACACCCGGCUGGGCUCUGCCGUCUCGGUGGUGGAGCGCAAUGCCCGCGUCAUCAAGUGGCUCUAUGGCUGCCAGAGAGCCUGGGCGGCCGCCAAGGAAUCCACUGUCUGAGCAGAAGCAGCCCGGCUGGGGACAGGGACGCCCGUGUGGGUCCUGCUUUCUUGAUGUGGUCCCUCACCCUCGCUAGAUGUGGCCAAUGGACUGGUGGCAUCCUUGAUCCCAGCACCAUGGGGCUGCUGUUGGCUGGGAGGGCCAACAGGUCUACCCUGGACCCAGGGCUGAGGGCAGUGGGGGCACCUGGGGGGCAGGUGAGGAAGGGGCUUCUGUGGGUGACUCCCUGGCCCCAGGGUCCAGCAGGCUGCUGCCCCGCACUGCUGCCCCUCUUCUCCACCCUGUCUCCAGCCCAGGGUGUUGGGACAGGGCUGCAGCCCCUUUGGCAACCCAUGUCCUGCAUCCGCUGCAGGCUGGAGGGGUGGGCAGCACCCAAGCCCCACCACCACGGGCAGCGCCCGCUUGCAGCUCCCUCCUCCCUGAAAAUGGGGCUGCUGGGGUCAGAGCAGUGCUCAAUAAACCUGUUAGGUUUCUUUUCUA
This is a messenger RNA of Phalacrocorax carbo (great cormorant), 2070 nucleotides long. The record is from RefSeq and is a predicted model, not a curated record. NCBI's taxonomy places the organism in Eukaryota, Metazoa, Chordata, Aves, Suliformes, Phalacrocoracidae.